CCUUCCCUUUCCAGCCAUCGCAUCGUCAUCGGCUCAUCUCUCGUCUUAACGCAGCAGCAGCGCGCGACUGGGCGGCGUCCCACGCCCUCACCUCCCUCCGUUACUGCCUCUGCCUUGCUCCCCAACCCCAGCAGCAAGCAAGUCCACAGCGAUGGCUCCGAUAACCGCAAGGCCGGUGAGGUGAGGCGAGGCGAGGAAAAAAAAUCGGACGCACCCGAGCGAGCGGACGCGGCCACCUAAUCCGCAACAAUCCACCGCGUCGGCGCCAUGGCUUCGGGUAGCGGCGCCACGCCCACGCGCUCCCCCUCCUCGGCGCGGCCCGCGGCGCCGCGGCACCACCACCACCACUCGCAGUCCUCGGGCGGGAGCACGUCCCGCGCGGGAGGGGGUGGCGGGGGCGGGGGCGGCGCGGCCGCCGCGGAGUCGGUGUCCAAGGCCGUGGCGCAGUACACCCUGGACGCGCGCCUCCACGCCGUGUUUGAGCAGUCGGGCGCGUCGGGCCGCAGCUUCGACUACACGCAGUCGCUGCGCGCGCCGCCCACCCCGUCCUCCGAGCAGCAGAUCGCCGCCUACCUCUCCCGCAUCCAGCGCGGCGGGCACAUCCAGCCCUUCGGCUGCACGCUCGCCGUCGCCGACGACUCCUCCUUCCGCCUCCUCGCCUUCUCCGAGAACGCCGCCGACCUGCUCGACCUGUCGCCCCACCACUCCGUCCCCUCUCUCGACUCCUCCGCGCCUCCUCCCGUUUCGCUGGGUGCAGACGCGCGCCUCCUCUUCUCCCCCUCGUCCGCCGUCCUCCUCGAGCGUGCCUUCGCCGCGCGCGAGAUCUCGCUGCUCAACCCGCUCUGGAUCCACUCCAGGGUCUCCUCUAAACCCUUCUACGCCAUCCUCCACCGCAUCGAUGUCGGCGUCGUCAUCGACCUCGAGCCCGCCCGCACCGAGGAUCCUGCACUCUCCAUCGCUGGCGCAGUCCAGUCCCAGAAGCUCGCCGUCCGUGCCAUCUCCCGCCUCCAGGCGCUUCCUGGCGGUGACGUCAAGCUCCUUUGUGACACCGUUGUUGAGCACGUCCGAGAGCUCACAGGUUACGACCGUGUUAUGGUGUACAGGUUCCAUGAGGACGAGCAUGGGGAAGUCGUUGCGGAGAGCCGGCGCAGUAACCUUGAGCCAUAUAUUGGGUUGCAUUAUCCUGCUACAGAUAUCCCACAGGCAUCGCGCUUCCUGUUCCGGCAGAACCGUGUGAGGAUGAUUGCUGAUUGCCAUGCUGCGCCGGUGAGGGUCAUCCAGGAUCCUGCACUACAACAGCCACUGUGCUUGGUUGGGUCCACGCUGCGUGCACCACAUGGUUGCCAUGCGCAGUAUAUGGCGAACAUGGGUUCCAUUGCAUCUCUUGUUAUGGCAGUGAUCAUCAGUAGUGCUGGCGAAGAUGAUCACAACAUUGCACGGGGCGGGAUCCCGUCAGCAAUGAAGUUGUGGGGGCUGGUAGUGUGCCACCACACCUCUCCACGGUGCAUCCCUUUCCCACUACGGUAUGCAUGCGAGUUCCUCAUGCAGGCCUUCGGAUUGCAGCUCAACAUGGAGUUGCAGCUUGCACACCAACUGUCAGAGAAACACAUUCUGCGGACGCAGACGCUGCUGUGUGACAUGCUACUCCGGGAUUCACCAACUGGCAUUGUCACACAAAGCCCCAGCAUCAUGGACCUUGUGAAGUGUGAUGGUGCUGCUCUGUAUUAUCAUGGGAAGUACUACCCUCUUGGUGUCACUCCUACAGAGGCUCAGAUUAAGGACAUCAUUGAAUGGUUGACUGUGUGCCAUGGAGACUCGACCGGGCUCAGCACAGAUAGCCUUGCUGAUGCAGGCUACCCUGGUGCUGCUGCACUAGGAGAUGCAGUGAGUGGAAUGGCGGUAGCAUAUAUCACACCAAGUGAUUAUUUGUUUUGGUUCCGGUCACACACAGCUAAGGAGAUAAAGUGGGGUGGUGCAAAGCAUCAUCCAGAGGAUAAGGAUGAUGGACAACGAAUGCACCCACGGUCAUCGUUCAAGGCAUUUCUUGAAGUUGUGAAGAGCAGGAGCUUACCAUGGGAGAAUGCAGAGAUGGAUGCAAUACAUUCCUUGCAGCUCAUAUUGCGGGACUCUUUCAGAGAUUCUGCAGAGGGCACGAGUAACUCAAAAGCAAUAGUCAAUGGCCAGGUUCAGGUCGGGGAGCUAGAAUUACGCGGAAUAGAUGAGCUUAGUUCGGUAGCAAGGGAGAUGGUUCGGUUGAUCGAGACAGCAACAGUACCCAUCUUUGCAGUUGAUACUGAUGGAUGUGUAAAUGGUUGGAAUGCAAAGGUUGCUGAGCUGACAGGCCUCUCUGUUGAGGAAGCAAUGGGCAAAUCAUUGGUAAAUGAUCUCAUCUUCCAGGAAUCUGAGGAAAUAGUAAAUAAGCUACUCUCACGAGCUUUAAGAGGUGAUGAAGACAAAAAUGUAGAGAUAAAGUUGAAGACAUUCGGUUCCGAAAAAUCUAAAGGGCCAAUAUUCGUUAUUGUGAAUGCUUGCUCUAGCAGGGAUUACACAAAAAAUAUUGUGGGGGUUUGUUUUGUUGGCCAGGACGUCACCGGAGAAAAGGUGGUCAUGGAUAAAUUUGUCAACAUACAAGGGGAUUACAAGGCUAUCGUACACAACCCUAAUCCUCUCAUACCCCCAAUAUUUGGUUCAGAUGAGAAUACUUGUUGUUCGGAGUGGAACACGGCAAUGGAAAAACUCACAGGAUGGCCAAGAGGGGAAGUUAUUGGCAAGCUUCUGGUCGGUGAGGUCUUCGGUAAUUGUUGCCGACUCAAGGGCCCAGAUGCAUUAACGAAGUUCAUGAUUGUCCUACACAAUGCUUUAGGAGGGCAGGAUUGUGAAAAAUUCCCCUUUUCAUUUUUUAACAAGAAUGGGAAAUAUGUGCAGGCCUUAUUAACUGCAAACACGAGGAGCAAAAUGGAUGGUGAGGCUGUAGGGGCCUUCUGUUUCUUGCAGAUUGCAAGUCCUGAAUUACAGCAAGCCUUCGAGAUUCAGAGACACCAUGAAAAGAAGUGUUAUGCAAGGAUGAAGGAAUUGGCUUACAUCUAUCAGGAAAUAAAGAACCCUCUCAACGGUAUCCGAUUUACAAACUCGUUAUUGGAGAUGACUGAUCUAAAGGAUGACCAGAGGCAGUUUCUUGAAACCAGCACUGCUUGUGAGAAACAGAUGUCCAAAAUUGUUAGGGACGCUAGUCUCCAAAGUAUUGAGGAUGGCUCUUUGGUGCUUGAGAAAGGUGAAUUUUCACUAGGUAGUGUUAUGAAUGCUGUUGUAAGCCAAGUGAUGAUACAGCUGAGAGAAAGAGAUUUACAACUUAUUCGAGAUAUCCCUGAUGAAAUCAAAGAAGCCUCUGCAUAUGGUGACCAAUAUAGAAUUCAACAAGUUUUAUGUGAUUUUUUGCUAAGCAUGGUGAGGUUUGCUCCAGCUGAGAAUGGCUGGGUGGAGAUACAAGUCAGACCAAAUAUAAAACAAAAUUCUGAUGGAACAGACACAAUGCUUUUCCUCUUCAGAUUUGCCUGUCCUGGCGAAGGCCUUCCCCCAGAGGUUGUGCAAGACAUGUUUAGUAACUCCCGCUGGACAACCCAAGAGGGUAUUGGCCUAAGCAUAUGCAGGAAGAUCCUCAAAUUGAUGGGUGGUGAGGUCCAAUAUAUCAGGGAGUCAGAGCGGAGUUUCUUCCAUAUCGUCCUUGAGCUGCCCCAGCCUCACCAAGCAGCAAGUAGGGAGACAAGCUGAUAUGGUUUAAGCUCGCUGCUAACCUUGCAUAACUAUUUGGUCAACCAGGUGACCUGAUAUCUUCUGAUAGAGAACCCAGUUUAUGAGAGUUCCAGAAAUCAACAUUUCAUCUAAACUUUGGAGCUUCAUCCGUGGUUCUCGGUGUCGAGGCCUGGUCACUCCUGUCCCCUGACAUGCCCCAACUGUAAGUUCAGCUUUGGACGAUGUUGUUCUAUUAGAGUUCUAUUAUGGCGGCAAGUAAUGCACACUGACUGUAAUGUAACUCGUAGCAUAGGCCCACUACCACUUGGUUGAAGUACAUAUAUUCUACUAAUGCUGCCAUGUAUAUACAUCGGGUUAUAUAUGUACUAUGCAUAAGGAGAGCCGUGCAGCUCCCAGAGGGGUAUUUUGUAGGGCUUCCCAAGCCUACGGAAUCUUACUUGCUCAAAAAAAAAAAAAAGCCUACGGCAUCUUAUUAAUUCUUAUUAAUCUUAACAUAUGUCUUCCAAUUUUGAUCAUACCGUUGCUCGUAAGACCAUUUUCA
Molecule: messenger RNA, 4291 nt
Organism: Oryza brachyantha (malo sina)
Lineage: Eukaryota; Viridiplantae; Streptophyta; Magnoliopsida; Poales; Poaceae
Product: phytochrome B
Exons: 4
Coding region: 268-3768 (1166 amino acids)
Biological process (GO): detection of visible light; red, far-red light phototransduction; protein-tetrapyrrole linkage
Molecular function (GO): phosphorelay sensor kinase activity; photoreceptor activity; protein homodimerization activity
Source: RefSeq, a predicted model, not a curated record